Molecule: messenger RNA, 1941 nt
Organism: Morus notabilis
Lineage: Eukaryota; Viridiplantae; Streptophyta; Magnoliopsida; Rosales; Moraceae
Product: sulfate transporter 1.2
Exons: 13
Coding region: 385-1941 (518 amino acids)
Biological process (GO): transmembrane transport
Cellular component (GO): membrane
Source: RefSeq, a predicted model, not a curated record
GUAGAACUAGCAAGUACGCAUUCAUCACGUCGCCAUUCGUCAGGGAGAAUUCCGUAUAUUCACAAGGUCGGACAGCCUCCUAAGCAAAGCCUCUUGGCGGAAUUCACCUCUACUGUGAAGGAAACCUUCUUUUCCGAUGAACCUUUGCGCUCUUUCAAGGAUCAACCAAUAUCGAAAAAGUUCAUUCUUGGAAUCCAAGCAAUCUUUCCAAUCUCUAGAUGGGCGAGGGAGUACACUCUUGCCAAAUUCAAAGGGGAUCUCAUUGCUGGCCUAACCAUUGCAAGUCUUUGUAUUCCUCAGGAUAUUGGAUACGCAAAGCUUGCCUAUUUGGAUCCUAAAUAUGGAUUAUAUAGUAGCUUUGUCCCACCUCUAGUUUAUGCCUUCAUGGGCAGCUCAAGAGAUAUAGCCAUCGGGCCAGUAGCUGUGGUCUCUCUCCUGCUUGGAGAUCUGCUGCAGAAUGAGAUUGACCACGAAGAUGUCGUUCCCUAUCGACGUCUUGCGUUUACCGCUACAUUCUUUGCCGGUGUCACUCAGCUGGCUCUUGGGUGUCUCAGGUUGGGUUUCUUGAUUGACUUUCUAUCUCAUGCUGCAAUUGUCGGGUUCAUGGGUGGAGCUGCCAUUACAAUUUCCCUUCAGCAGCUCAAAGGUUUGCUUGGCAUAAAGAAAUUCACAAAGAAGACUGAUAUUGUUUCGGUGAUGCGCUCGGUAUUUAAAGUGGCGCACCAUGGGUGGAACUGGCAGACUAUAGUUAUAGGAGUCACCUUUUUGGCUUUUCUUCUGCUUGCCAAAUACAUAGGAAAAAAGAAGAAGAAGUUCUUUUGGGUGCCUGCAAUUGCUCCUAUGAUAUCUGUUGUUGUGUCGACAUUUUUUGUAUAUAUAACCCGUGCCGAUAAAGAUGGUGUUCAAAUUGUGAAACAUAUCGACAAGGGCAUAAAUCCACCAUCAGCUGAUCAAAUAUACUUCAGUGGAGAGUAUCUUACCAAGGGCUUUAGGAUUGGUGUUGUGGCGGGUAUAAUCGCCCUGACGGAAGCUAUAGCAAUUGGAAGAACUUUUGCUGGUAUGAAAGACUAUCAGAUAGACGGAAACAAAGAAAUGGUGGCACUAGGAACAAUGAACAUUGUUGGUUCAAUGACAUCUUGUUAUGUAGCUACAGGUUCUUUCUCUCGAUCUGCGGUGAACUACAUGGCAGGCUGCAACACUGCUGUGUCCAACAUCGUCAUGUCUUGUGUUGUGUUCCUGACACUUGAGUUCAUCACUCCUCUAUUCAAGUACACGCCCAAUGCAAUUCUCGCCUCUAUCAUUAUUGCCGCCGUGGUUAGCCUGUUUGAUAUUGAGGCUGCAAUUCUCAUAUAUAAGAUCGACAAAUUCGACUUCCUUGCUUGCCUCGGAGCCUUCCUUGGCGUCGUCUUCUUUUCUGUUGAGAUAGGUCUACUGAUCGCGGUUUGUUUGUCUUUUGCCAAAAUUAUCUUGCAAGUCACAAGGCCAAGAACUGCAAUACUAGGAAAGCUACCGAGAACUGAUAUAUACAGGAACAUCCAACAGUACCCAGAUGCAGCAAAGAUUCCUGGAGUUGUGAUUAUUAGAGUUGAUUCUGCAAUUUAUUUCUCCAACUCUAACUAUAUUAGAGAGAGAAUAUUGAGGUGGGUUACUGAUGAAGAAGAGCAUUUUGCGGAAAAUAAUCUACCAAGAAUCCAAUAUGUUGUUGUGGAGAUGUCACCUGUUACUGACAUUGACACAAGUGGAAUCCAUGCUUUGGAAGAUUUGUAUAGGGCUCUUCAAAAGAGAGAAAUUCAGCUUGUUUUAGCAAAUCCAGGACCAGUUGUAAUCGACAAGCUUCAUGAAUCCAAGUUUUCCGAGGUGAUUGGAGAGAGUAACAUCUUUCUUUCUGUGGCCGAUGCUAUUCAUACUUUUGCUCCCAAGACUCUAACCGAAGAACCAUAG